This is a messenger RNA of Mesorhabditis spiculigera, 5674 nucleotides long. Lineage: Eukaryota; Metazoa; Nematoda; Chromadorea; Rhabditida; Rhabditidae. The record is from the annotation of a GenBank genome assembly.
GGCCACCGAAGCCAUCAACACGGCCAACAUCGCGCUCCAAGACCGAGCCGAUGCCCUCGAGGAUUUGCACAAGAAGGCUGAAGGAGCCGGAAACCGUCUGGCCGAGCUCGUGGACGAAGCUAACCGCCUCGUACGCGACCCAGAAGCCCUUCCAAGCAGCUAUGAGCCGACGGCCGCCGAAAUGCGUGAACAACUUUCCGUUGCUCGUAACCUGCUCGCCAGCGCCCCAGCCCAAGAUGAGCAUACCGCCUCGUUGGCAACAACCAUCGAUGCGGCCGAAGCCCUUCUUCCAGUACUCGACGACCGAAACACUUACUGGAAUGAAUUCGUGGCUGCUCGCGACAACGCUGAUCAGCUUCUCGAGAACAUCGGAGCCCAUCUUGAUGCCCUCCAAGCCAAGCAGCCCGAACAUCUCGCUGCUGCCAAGGCCGAUCUGGAAGAAGCAAAACGUUUGAAGGAUCAAGAUGUGGAACGGCUAAAGGAAGCUGCCCGAGAGCUGCAGCGACUCUCCGAGCUACUCGACCCGCUCGAGAGCGCCUACGCCGAUGUGCGAUUCUUGGAUGCUGACAUCGAUCAGAAGGUCGCCCACAUCGACGACUACCUGGCCGAGCUCCACGCCGAGAUCGAAGAUGAACAGGUGUGCGCCGAUUCCACCAAGCAAUUGGACGACGAACUAAACCGUCUUCUUGCGGAUAUCCCGCAAGUCAACGAUGUGAACAGCUUGAACGCCCUUGCCGAACAAGAACUUCCGGCACUGAAGGCUCAGCUCGACUUGCUGAAGGACAAAAUGGCCAAGGCCAACGACACACGUCACCGUGUCCUCGCCGAUUCCCCCGUUUAUCCCCUCGAGGAGAAGUUGAAUGCCGUCGAAGCGGCGCUCGAUAAGGCCAAGCAGAAUGCCAACGAAGCUGACAACGAGCGAUUGCUGCUGGUUCUCAACCUGCAGCUGGAGCAAGUCGAACAGCUCCCACUCGACAAUGUGUCUGUUGAACAGCUGGACGCUAUCGAGAAGCAGCUCGAGUCUCUGAAGCCUGCUGGCGCCGACCAAGUACCACCACAAGUCCAGGCUCAGCUCGACAAGAUCGCAGAGCUGAAGGCCCGCAAGGACAAGCACGACGCCGAUGUGGCCCACCUUGGAGCCGCUCUUGACGACAUUCGCAAGAAUCUCGACGAAGCCGACAAGCUCGCCCAUCCCAAGAAGAAGGGAAAGAAGGGCAAGGAACAAUCUGUCCCGCCGACCACCGAUGCGCUCAAGGAAGUGGUGGCCAAGCUGGAGAACGAGGUGCUACCAGCCCUCGCCCAAGUCAACAAUCAAGCCGCCUCCACCCCUGGAGUCGAGCCCCAGCUUCAGGCUGCCAACGAGCUUCAAGCCAAGGCUCAAGAGCUGCUGGCCGAUGCCCAGAAACAACUGGACGACCAGAUGGCCGCCGAUGAGAAGGCAGCUCGAGUCGAAGCCAAGCUUCUCGAGAUCAAGGUGACCCCAGAUACCAUGGUCGCUUUGCAACGCGCCGACGAGCCACCGCAGGACGAUCAAGACGAACUGCAGAAGCGCGAACAGGCUGCCGAUUCGGAUAUUGGUCAGCUGGAGGCGAAGCUGCUCGAGAUCAACCAACUUCUCGCCAGCGACGACCUCAGCCCCGAGCAACGCAAGGAGCUCGAGAAGACCAAGGCCGACACCGAGAGCUACCUGGACAAGUUGCGCAGAUUGAAGGAUGCGCUCCUCGACAAACUGGCCAAUCUCACCAAGUACGGUCAGGAGAAGCAGAAGCUUGACUCGGCUGCCGAGCCUGUUGAAGUGGCGCUGAACACCAUCUUUGACAAGUAUGCCAACCAGGCUCCUCAGCCAUUCGUCGUCGGAAAGGACGACUUGAGCCGAGCCGACGAGGUGAAGUCACAGCUGGCUGAUUUGGCACGAUCCGUGGCUGCCGCCAAGGAGUGGUUGCACGACAAUCUGCCAUCUCGCGAAGCCGACCUUGACGCCCAGCUGGAUGAUCUCAAGUGGAAACAAGAGAACCUGAACAGCCUCGUCGACGAAUUGGCCAACGAAGUGCAAGCUGGCGAUGCCAUCCGAGCUGACUAUGAUCAACUGCUGCCCCUUGUCGCCGAUAUUGAGAACCGGGCGAUGGCAGCUCGUCAGACCGGAGAUCUGUCCGAUCCGGCUGCGCUGAAUGCUCUGAAGAGCGAACUCGAGCCACUCAUCGCUCGUGUUGCCGAAUUGAAGAGGAAGCAGGCCGAAAAGCCAUCUCGCCUCACCGGACAACCAGAAGGCGUCGAUGCCGAUGGGCUGACUGAUCGACUCCGCAACGUUGACAAUCUGCUCAACGACGAGGAGAAGAACGUGCAGGCCAAGCUUGAGCUUGUCGCUCUUGCCAACGAUGUGGCCGCUCAAGCUCAGGCCAUCGAUCAGGUGCUUGCCCGUGCUCAAGAAGUCGAAGGAAACCCGAAUGCUUCUGUUGAUGAGCUCCGCAAGGCAGCCGAUCAACUCGAACAAGGCCGUCCUCUGCUUGAUGCUCUCAACAACGACUACGAGAAGAUCAAGGCUCUCGGAGAAGCGGAAACGCCUGAAGGCCAGAAACUGGCCGUUGCCACCCUCGAGCGUCUCGAAAAGGCCACCGAAGCCAUCAACACGGCCAACAUCGCGCUCCAAGACCGAGCCGAUGCCCUCGAGGAUUUGCACAAGAAGGCUGAAGGAGCCGGAAACCGUCUGGCCGAGCUCGUGGACGAAGCUAACCGCCUCGUACGCGACCCAGAAGCCCUUCCAAGCAGCUAUGAGCCGACGGCCGCCGAAAUGCGUGAACAACUUUCCGUUGCUCGUAACCUGCUCGCCAGCGCCCCAGCCCAAGAUGAGCAUACCGCCUCGUUGGCAACAACCAUCGAUGCGGCCGAAGCCCUUCUUCCAGUACUCGACGACCGAAACACUUACUGGAAUGAAUUCGUGGCUGCUCGCGACAACGCUGAUCAGCUUCUCGAGAACAUCGGAGCCCAUCUUGAUGCCCUCCAAGCCAAGCAGCCCGAACAUCUCGCUGCUGCCAAGGCCGAUCUGGAAGAAGCAAAACGUUUGAAGGAUCAAGAUGUGGAACGGCUAAAGGAAGCUGCCCGAGAGCUGCAGCGACUCUCCGAGCUACUCGACCCGCUCGAGAGCGCCUACGCCGAUGUGCGAUUCUUGGAUGCUGACAUCGAUCAGAAGGUCGCCCACAUCGACGACUACCUGGCCGAGCUCCACGCCGAGAUCGAAGAUGAACAGGUGUGCGCCGAUUCCACCAAGCAAUUGGACGACGAACUAAACCGUCUUCUUGCGGAUAUCCCGCAAGUCAACGAUGUGAACAGCUUGAACGCCCUUGCCGAACAAGAACUUCCGGCACUGAAGGCUCAGCUCGACUUGCUGAAGGACAAAAUGGCCAAGGCCAACGACACACGUCACCGUGUCCUCGCCGAUUCCCCCGUUUAUCCCCUCGAGGAGAAGUUGAAUGCCGUCGAAGCGGCGCUCGAUAAGGCCAAGCAGAAUGCCAACGAAGCUGACAACGAGCGAUUGCUGCUGGUUCUCAACCUGCAGCUGGAGCAAGUCGAACAGCUCCCACUCGACAAUGUGUCUGUUGAACAGCUGGACGCUAUCGAGAAGCAGCUCGAGUCUCUGAAGCCUGCUGGCGCCGACCAAGUACCACCACAAGUCCAGGCUCAGCUCGACAAGAUCGCAGAGCUGAAGGCCCGCAAGGACAAGCACGACGCCGAUGUGGCCCACCUUGGAGCCGCUCUUGACGACAUUCGCAAGAAUCUCGACGAAGCCGACAAGCUCGCCCAUCCCAAGAAGAAGGGAAAGAAGGGCAAGGAACAAUCUGUCCCGCCGACCACCGAUGCGCUCAAGGAAGUGGUGGCCAAGCUGGAGAACGAGGUGCUACCAGCCCUCGCCCAAGUCAACAAUCAAGCCGCCUCCACCCCUGGAGUCGAGCCCCAGCUUCAGGCUGCCAACGAGCUUCAAGCCAAGGCUCAAGAGCUGCUGGCCGAUGCCCAGAAACAACUGGACGACCAGAUGGCCGCCGAUGAGAAGGCAGCUCGAGUCGAAGCCAAGCUUCUCGAGAUCAAGGUGACCCCAGAUACCAUGGUCGCUUUGCAACGCGCCGACGAGCCACCGCAGGACGAUCAAGACGAACUGCAGAAGCGCGAACAGGCUGCCGAUUCGGAUAUUGGUCAGCUGGAGGCGAAGCUGCUCGAGAUCAACCAACUUCUCGCCAGCGACGACCUCAGCCCCGAGCAACGCAAGGAGCUCGAGAAGACCAAGGCCGACACCGAGAGCUACCUGGACAAGUUGCGCAGAUUGAAGGAUGCGCUCCUCGACAAACUGGCCAAUCUCACCAAGUACGGUCAGGAGAAGCAGAAGCUUGACUCGGCUGCCGAGCCUGUUGAAGUGGCGCUGAACACCAUCUUUGACAAGUAUGCCAACCAGGCUCCUCAGCCAUUCGUCGUCGGAAAGGACGACUUGAGCCGAGCCGACGAGGUGAAGUCACAGCUGGCUGAUUUGGCACGAUCCGUGGCUGCCGCCAAGGAGUGGUUGCACGACAAUCUGCCAUCUCGCGAAGCCGACCUUGACGCCCAGCUGGAUGAUCUCAAGUGGAAACAAGAGAACCUGAACAGCCUCGUCGACGAAUUGGCCAACGAAGUGCAAGCUGGCGAUGCCAUCCGAGCUGACUAUGAUCAACUGCUGCCCCUUGUCGCCGAUAUUGAGAACCGGGCGAUGGCAGCUCGUCAGACCGGAGAUCUGUCCGAUCCGGCUGCGCUGAAUGCUCUGAAGAGCGAACUCGAGCCACUCAUCGCUCGUGUUGCCGAAUUGAAGAGGAAGCAGGCCGAAAAGCCAUCUCGCCUCACCGGACAACCAGAAGGCGUCGAUGCCGAUGGGCUGACUGAUCGACUCCGCAACGUUGACAAUCUGCUCAACGACGAGGAGAAGAACGUGCAGGCCAAGCUUGAGCUUGUCGCUCUUGCCAACGAUGUGGCCGCUCAAGCUCAGGCCAUCGAUCAGGUGCUUGCCCGUGCUCAAGAAGUCGAAGGAAACCCGAAUGCUUCUGUUGAUGAGCUCCGCAAGGCAGCCGAUCAACUCGAACAAGGCCGUCCUCUGCUUGAUGCUCUCAACAACGACUACGAGAAGAUCAAGGCUCUCGGAGAAGCGGAAACGCCUGAAGGCCAGAAACUGGCCGUUGCCACCCUCGAGCGUCUCGAAAAGGCCACCGAAGCCAUCAACACGGCCAACAUCGCGCUCCAAGACCGAGCCGAUGCCCUCGAGGAUUUGCACAAGAAGGCUGAAGGAGCCGGAAACCGUCUGGCCGAGCUCGUGGACGAAGCUAACCGCCUCGUACGCGACCCAGAAGCCCUUCCAAGCAGCUAUGAGCCGACGGCCGCCGAAAUGCGUGAACAACUUUCCGUUGCUCGUAACCUGCUCGCCAGCGCCCCAGCCCAAGAUGAGCAUACCGCCUCGUUGGCAACAACCAUCGAUGCGGCCGAAGCCCUUCUUCCAGUACUCGACGACCGAAACACUUACUGGAAUGAAUUCGUGGCUGCUCGCGACAGAACGCUUUCGAUCAGCUUUUCGAGAACAUCGGAGCCCAUCUUUGAUGCCUUCCAAGCCAAGCAGCCUGAACAUCUUUCUGCUGCCAAGGCCGAUCUGGAAGAAGCAAAACGCGUU